This is a messenger RNA of Acipenser ruthenus (sterlet), 2806 nucleotides long. RefSeq names its product relaxin family peptide receptor 1 (gene rxfp1). Gene Ontology annotation, biological process: G protein-coupled receptor signaling pathway. The transcript is spliced from 18 exons. The record is from RefSeq and is a predicted model, not a curated record. NCBI's taxonomy places the organism in Eukaryota, Metazoa, Chordata, Actinopteri, Acipenseriformes, Acipenseridae. Gene Ontology annotation, cellular component: membrane. The coding region runs from base 319 to 2604 and encodes 761 amino acids. Gene Ontology annotation, molecular function: G protein-coupled receptor activity; protein binding.
UGUUUGUGUAGUCGCUCCUUGAAGUGUGCAAUGCUGCCGUAGUGAACAACGCAUUCCAGUUUCUGCUGUUGCUAACAACAUCACACUACCAUAGCAAAAUCUUCCCACUGUACCAGUUUUCUGAAAAAGUACUCACCGUAUCUGCUGGAUCCCUGCCCAGGGAUGAAAUACAUAGAAGAUUACAUGAGUGUAUAUCUUUUUGUUGUGGUACAGCACAAGUCGCCGGUGCCUGUAUGUAAUUACUUAUUGAUCAACUAAUACAAGCAUUACAGAAAAAGCCUCUGCGUGACCACCGUUUUUAUUCAAGGUGGUGAAAAUAUGAGAUCUCAUAUUAUAAUUGUGCUUCUGAUUACUGGAAUAAGAAGAGUUGCUUUGGCCUCUUUAAAUAUCUCUGACGCUAAACCGAACUGCCCCCUUGGACAUUUCCCAUGCGGCAACCUCACAAAAUGUCUACCACAGCCUCUUCACUGCAAUGGUGUGGAUGACUGUGGUAACCAAGAGGAUGAAGAGAACUGUGGAGAUAAUAAUGGAUGGCCCCAUCUGUUCGAUAAAUAUUUUGGAAUUUUCACUUAUGAUUCUGGAACCGUAUCCAAGAAGUGCUUGCUUGGGCAUCUUCCAGAAAAGUGCUUCUGCAGAGGUCUGGAGCUUGACUGCAUUGGCUCCCAACUUCGAUCAGUCCCUUCAGUAUCUACAAACGUGACAAUGAUGUCACUUCAAAGGAACAAGCUGAGGAAACUGAAUGCAGAUAUUUUCAGAAAAUACCACAAUCUCCAAAAGCUAUACUUACAGCACAACAGAAUCCGGCGAGUGUCUGUGUAUGCAUUCCGAGGAUUGUAUAACUUAACAAGACUAUAUUUAAGUCACAAUAAGAUAACCUUUCUGAAGUCAGGCUUAUUCCAAGAUCUUCAUAAACUUGAAUGGCUAAUCAUUGAAAAUAACAAAAUUAACAGGGUCUCCUCUUCAACUUUUUCUGGGCUGAGCUCACUUGUACUUUUGAUGUUGCUGAAUAAUUCUAUCAGUUACCUACACGACAAGCCCUUCUGUCAAGAAAUGCCUAAACUGAACUGGGUAGAUAUGGAAGGAAAUUACAUUCAGAGUGUUGGGAAUGUCACAUUUUCUUCAUGCAACAUGCUAACAGUACUGGUGCUGCAAAGGAACAGAAUCAUUCAUUUGCAUGAGAAUGCAUUCUCACCUCUACACAAACUGGGGGAACUAGAUUUGUCAAACAACAGGAUUCAAACCAUACCUCCAAACCUAUUUGUUGAACUUGGUGAGCUGUUACAGCUGAACAUUUCAUACAACCCAAUUGUGGAGUUACAAGUGGACCACUUUGAUUACCUGAGUAAAUUAAAAUCACUCAGUAUAGAGGGCAUUGAGAUUGGAAACAUACAGAGAAGAAUGUUUGAGCCUUUGAAAAACUUAACUCACAUAUACUUCAAGAAGUUUCAGUACUGUGGCUACGCCCCUCAUGUGCGAAGCUGUAAGCCCAACACUGACGGCAUUUCAUCCUUCGAGGACCUGCUGGCUAACAUUGUGCUGCGAGUCUUCGUCUGGGUGGUCUCGGCCAUUACCUGCUUCGGAAACAUCUUUGUUAUCUGCAUGAGGUCUUACAUCAGAUCUGAGAACAAGUUACAUGCCAUGUCCAUAAUGUCUCUCUGUUGUGCUGACUGCUUGAUGGGGGUAUAUCUCUUUGUCAUAGGCGCCUUUGACGUCAUGUAUCGGGGGGAGUACAACAGACAUGCUCAGUCAUGGAUGGACAGUACACAGUGCCAAAUUGUGGGGUCCUUGGCCAUGCUGUCCACAGAAGUCUCUGUGCUGCUUCUGACUUAUCUGACUUUGGAGAAAUACAUCUGCAUUGUUUACCCAUUUCGAUAUCUUACACCCAGGAAAUGUCAAACAGUUACUACCCUGACAGUCAUUUGGAUCCUGGGUUUUGGGAUUGCUUUUGUCCCGCUGAUCAACAAAGACUUUUUCAGGAAUUUCUAUGGCACCAACGGGGUUUGUUUCCCACUGCACGCAGAGCAGACAGAGACAGCUGGGGCUCAGGUGUACUCUGUGGUUAUCUUCCUAGGUCUGAACUUGGUGGCUUUUUUAAUAAUAGUAUUUUCUUAUGGAAGCAUGUUUUACAACAUUCAACGAACAGGCACAAAAGCAACAGAAUACAGUAAUCACAUUAAAAAAGAAGUGACCAUCGCCAAGCGCUUCUUUUUCAUCGUAUUAACAGAUUCACUUUGUUGGAUACCUAUUUUUAUCCUCAAGGUUUUAUCAUUGCUGCAUGUAGAAAUACCAGGUUCAAUAAGUUCCUGGGUGGUUAUUUUCAUUUUGCCAAUCAACAGUGCCCUUAACCCAAUACUCUACACAUUAACAACCCGUCCAUUCAAGGAAAAAAUACAUCAAGUUUGGUACAACUACAGGCAACGAAGAUCAUUUACUAACAGCCAGCCCACAUACACUCCCUCCUUCAUGUGGUUGGAAAUGUGGCCAGUACAGGAGACAACUCCUGCACUAUCUACACCUAAAUUCACGACAGACCCCUCUGAAAUGUUAUAUAAUAAUUCUGGGAAGGUUGAAUUGUUGCCUAUAAAAAGCAGUAAUGGGACUUGAUUUGAUAUCGAUUUUUUUUUUUUUUUUUUUUUUGGUAAAUUAUUACAUAUUAUUGUAUAUUGUUAAGUGAACUGAAGCUUUCACUUAAAAGCUGAUCUCAGGUGUAUCUGAAAAUAAUCUUCUGUUGAAUAAAAUGCAAUGAUUAUUUUGUUUUCAGUGCAGACAAAAAUAGAAAAUCUUAAAAAAAAAAAAAAAAAAGAUU